AUGGCUCAUAUAGCUGUUGAGAGAAAUAGAAGAAAGCUAAUGAAUGAACACCUCAAGGUUCUUCGUUCCUUGACUCCUUGCUUCUAUAUCAAAAGAGGAGAUCAAGCUUCGAUAAUAGGGGGCGUAAUAGAAUUCGUCAAGGAACUGCACCAAAUUCUACAAUCUUUAGAAUCAAAGAAGCGGAGAAAGAGCUUGAGCUCUAGUCCUGGACCAAGUCCGAGGUCAACUUUGCAGCUAAUAACUCAACCUCCUAUUUCUCCCCUUCCAUUACCUCCGGACAGUAGUAGUCCCUUUACUACUGCUGGGUUUCCUGACGAUCAACAGAUUCAGCACAAUAAUACUGCCGUUCGAGAUGAUCAUCAGCUGGCUGGGGCAUCUUGCAACUCUUCGGUCGCAGAUGUUGAAGCCAAAAUAUCGGGUUCGAAUGUUAUACUCCGGACGGUUUCAAAAAGAAUUCCUGGACAAGUCGUUAAAUUGAUUGAACUCUUGGAAAAACACUCGUUCGAGAUACUUCAUCUUAACGUUAGUAGCAUGGAAGACACUGUCCUACACUCCUUUGUUAUAAAGAUUGGCCUUGAAUGCAAACUUAGCGUGGAGGAAUUAGCUGUGGAAGUUCAACAAAGCUUCAACUCUACCUCGAAUUAG
Molecule: messenger RNA, 645 nt
Organism: Papaver somniferum (opium poppy)
Lineage: Eukaryota; Viridiplantae; Streptophyta; Magnoliopsida; Ranunculales; Papaveraceae
Product: transcription factor MUTE-like
Exons: 3
Coding region: 1-645 (214 amino acids)
Biological process (GO): guard cell differentiation; positive regulation of DNA-templated transcription; stomatal complex development
Cellular component (GO): nucleus
Molecular function (GO): DNA-binding transcription factor activity; protein dimerization activity
Source: RefSeq, a predicted model, not a curated record